Molecule: messenger RNA, 7923 nt
Organism: Pungitius pungitius (ninespine stickleback)
Lineage: Eukaryota; Metazoa; Chordata; Actinopteri; Perciformes; Gasterosteidae
Gene: kif26ab
Product: kinesin family member 26Ab
Exons: 16
Coding region: 59-6019 (1986 amino acids)
Biological process (GO): microtubule-based movement
Molecular function (GO): microtubule motor activity; microtubule binding; ATP binding
Source: RefSeq, a predicted model, not a curated record
UUGGCGUUUCGACGAAGACGUUCCCCUUUUGAAAAGGUGUCCACCUCGGUCCUGGAGAAUGAGCUCAACUGGGUGCCAUUCGGCCCCCGAUGGAGGGGACCCCCCCAACUACCGCAUGUCCGCUGUGGAGGGCUGUCCGAGCGGAGAGUCUCCGGUGACCCCCAGGAGACGGCUCCACUCUGCGGAGGACGCGCGGUGCAGUAACCGGCCUCCCCCCGAGGGCGCCGGGUCAGUUUCCAUCCCCGAGUCCGAGGAGAAGGGGGAACGGUGCCAGCAAUGUCGAAAGAGAGUCUCGGAGCUGAAGAGGCAGGCGCUGGCCCUGGCGGACCUCAAUUCACUGAAGGACCCUGGAUACGCAGCCUUCCUGUUCGAGCAGCUCCAAAGACCCGGGAGCCAUGAAGCCGGCGCCAGCCGUUGCCAGGCGUGCUCCACGCCGUUCCACCAACUGAGGCGGGAGGCCCUGCAGACGCUCCACGCUCCCAUCCUCACCCUCAGCUCAGACGUGGCGGCCCUGCCCGCUGCAUCCUUCCCACCACAGCCCGCCAGGUCCACCGCGUCGUCCAAAGGCCAACCGGCUGCUCACUCAGUCCUCGCCUUGGGGGAGCGUCACAGGGUGCCCGGCUGGUCACAGAGCCCCUCUGCCCCCUCGGGGCCUAAGACGAGCGUCCAGCUGAGGGUGGCGGGAGGGCAGAUCAGUGGAUCCCUGAGUUCGGUCACCAUUCAGGCACAGCAGUACCUCGAGGGCAUGUGGAGCAUCUCCCGGGUCAACAACUUCAUCCCUCAGCCUAAACCGGCCCGGGGUUCGACGGGCGAAGCGGACAAGGACGCCGCAGCCUCGGAGGCCGCCGCCGGCAUGACCACCGGCGCCCUGGCGCCCUGCCGGCCGGGGGGCUCCAGCCAACCGGGACCCGCGGCACCUGUCCCCGGCACCUCCAGCUCCCCGCCUCCGCCCUCAUCCGCAGCAGCCUCAUUCUUCAUUAGGGCAGCUCAGAAGCUGAAUCUGUCCUCUAAGCGGAAGAAGCACCAGCCCUCACUGCUCCACCCACAGGAGCCCUCCAUUUACCCCACCAACUUCAGCGGCAUCUUGCAGGUUUCGCCGCCCCCGGCCCCGCCAUGCCUGCUACGAGCUGUGUCCAAAGUGAAAGAGAACCCAGGGAUGGGAAAGGUGAAAGUGAUGAUGCGCAUCUGUCCAUCUCUGGAGACCGCAGACUCCUCAGAGUCACAGUCCUUCUUGAAAGUGGACAGCAGGAAGAAGCAGCUGACCCUCUACGACCCGGCGUCCAGCCCACACUCCGGUUCAGGGCACAGGAGAUCCGCCACGGUGGCCGUCCCAAAGAUAUUCGCCUUCGAUGCUGUUUUUACCCAGGAUGCCUCGCAAGCCGAGGUGUGCUCAGGGACGGUAGCCGAGGUCAUCCAGUCGGUGGUGAACGGUGCAGACGGCUGCAUCUUCUGCUUCGGCCAAGUGAAGCUCGGCAAGACAUACACCAUGAUUGGCAAAGACAGCUCCACCCAGAGCCUAGGCAUUGUGCCCUGUGCCAUCUCCUGGCUUUUCAAGCUCAUCAACGAGCGCAAAGAGAAGACGGGCACGCGCUUCUCCGUCCGAGUGUCGGCGGUGGAAAUCUUUGGGAAAGACGAGGAGCUACAGGACCUGCUGUCUGAGGUGUCCACCGGCAGCCUGCAGGAGGGCCAGUCCCCCGGCAUCCACCUGAGAGAGGAUCCCAUCUGCGGCACUCAGCUUCAGAAUCAGAGCGAGCUGCGUGCCCCGACGGCUGAGAAAGCCGCCCUCUUCCUGGACGCCGCCAUCGCGGCGCGCAGCACUAGCCGACCCAACGUGGAGGAGGAGGAGCGCCGCAACUCCCACAUGCUGUUCACUCUUCACAUUUACCAGUACCGCAUGGAGAAGAGCGGCAAGGGAGGAAUGUCAGGUGGACGGAGCAGGCUACACCUCAUCGACCUGGGGAGCUGUGAAAAGGUCCUGAGUAAAAGCAGAGACGGAGGUGGAGGCUUGUGUCUUUCUCUGAAUGCGCUGGGAAACGUCAUCAUGGCUUUGGCGAAUGGAGCGAAGCACGUCCCUUACAGGGACAGCAAACUGACCAUGUUGCUGAGGGAGUCCCUUGGCAACAUCAACUGUAGAACCACCAUGAUCUCCCACAUCUCCGACUCCCCCGCCAAUUACGCUGACUCACUCACCACCAUCCAGUUGGCAUCCCGCAUCCACCGAAUGAGGAAGAAGAAAUCUAAGUAUGCAUCCAGUUCAUCUGGAGGUGAAAGUUCCUGUGAGGAAGGGAGGAUCCGCCGGCCACCCCACCUCAGGCCGUUCCACCCUCGUACGGUGGCCCUGGACCCAGAUCUGCCCUGCGUGCUCAGUGACCCGGACUACUCAUCCAGUAGUGAACAAUCUUGCGACACUGUCAUUUAUGUGGGCCCCGGGGGAACUGCGAUCUCGGACAGGGAGCUUAGUGACAAUGAAGGCCCACCCGCCUUUGUUCCAAUCAUCCCCUCCCUGAACAGAAAGAAGCCUACAAAAGAGGGCCGCAUGGACAGAGACCAGUUCUUUAAAUGCAACACAUUCGCUGAGCUGCAGGAGAGAUUGGAGUGUAUCGAUGGCAGUGAAGAACCCACUGCCUUUGUUGGAGAGGGCAAGCGAGGCCAGGCCAGCCCCAAGGCCGAUGCAUCUAAGGAGAAUCCAGGCUCCGUUUCACCAAAGACCCCAGCUAAUAUUUCCAACACCGAAGAGGGUAUCUCCCCCAAACAAUCCCCAAAAUCUAUUGCCGCACAACCGACUUGCAGUCCAACCACUACAUCUAAACCGGGCGAUGCCAAAGCGCAAUGCAUACCAUCGGACAGAACCAGCGCCGACGGAGAGAAGGUGUUGGUCUCAGAAAGCAGAGUUAGCGCCAACAAACUAGCGGCUGACUCGGGGCCUAAUUCUGAGCCUGUGGUGAGAGAGAAGGUGUACUUCAACAAGAAAGCUUUGCCCAAGCCAGCCCCACCGCCUUCAGAGCACAGAGAAUCCAGCACGGAAAUGACUGGCAAUGAAGAACGAUCUAGCACCAGAAUGCCUCCUGUAGGCAUGAGCCACCAGGCUGUGAAAAGGAGGGAUCCUUACACUUCCCCUCUGCUCAGAGCUCCGCUGGAGGUGUGCCAGGUGCGAUCUACCUUGAGGGAAAGAUGUCUGGAUCGUGACAUCCUUAGAGCCACUGUGACCUUGCAGCAGCCCGUGGAGCUGAAUGGAGAGGAUGAGCUUGUGUUCACUGUGGUGGAGGAGCUGUCUAUUGGCGGCAUUGUAGAUAACGGGCGGCCCUCCAGCAUUAUCAGUUUUAACAGUGACUGCUCCCUUCAGGCCCUGGCGUCUGGCUCCCGACCCGUCAGCAUCAUCAGCAGCAUCAAUGAUGAAUUUGACGCCUACACAAUGGCGGCGGGAGGCUCAGAGGUGAACAUCGCAGUGGUCACACCCCCCCAGGAAGGGGCCAUGGAGUGUGUGGACAGCAGGGGUUCAUCUAUCAGCUCUUGGUUGAGUGAGGUCAGUGUCUGUACCUUGGAGAGUGAAGGGGCUCAUUCGACAGACGUUUUCCUUCCUCAGGGCAAACACAUGGGACCAGAGGCUGCCUUUUACUUUGACUCUCUGGAUAUGCUCCAUUGUGUGUCCUCUCCAAGAGGUGCCAAGAACUCCCUAAAUGACAGUGGAUUUAGUUUUUCCGAAUUAGACAGCGAUAGUGCCGCGUCAAGCAAACUUUCCUUGACAAAGUGCCCUGCGUCCCCAGAAUCUGCCAAAGGCUGCCUCAGAUUGACAUCCAAAAUAACUAAAGCUCACUCACUCAGCUCCUCUCAACUUCCACAGGGCCCCUCCAUAGUCCACUCCAGCCUUCCCAGGAAGAUUAAACCUACCUCAUCCAUCUCUCAUAGUAGUAGCAGUAGCAGCAGUAGGGAGCCACCAAGGCAAGAGGCUAAGCAGCAGGAUCCUUGGCAGCGUGUUGACAAGCACACCGAGCCCAAGUUUUCUGACUCAAGCAGCACCAGCAAAUUUCUCCGAAAUCCCCCCAGCGGCAUCCCUUCCAGCAAGGCAUCCAGCAACAGUGUACCUCGCCCACCCAAGGUGCAGGGGUCUACCUCGUCCCAGAGGGUGGUCGAUGGCUGUGAGAAAUCCACCAGUAAGAAUCCACCCAGCAAAAUGCCUCAGCUGAGACGAGGCGCCACCACCCUGGGAACAGUGCCCGUCAUCCAUUCCUCUACAGACUACAAGGGAACCCGAGAUAUCACUGCAUCUGCCUCAAGCCUUAAAUACUCCUCCCUGGGGAAAAACAACAAGGAUAACUCACAGAAAACGAGCAAUCUCCCUAAACCUGGUUGCACUUCACCUCCACCUCCUCCAGUGCGAAAGUCCAGUCUUGACCAAAAGACCAAGAUCCUGCUGCCCCAAAGUGCCUUAAAGUCAGCAUAUGGGGAAGCAGGAAGGGCUUUUGGGGCAAGGGCAGCUGUUUCAGAGGAUGAGCUUGAGGUACGUCACAGAGCGGACUCAACCAGCUUCAAAACCUCCAGCCUCACAGCCAAAGUUACCUCCAGCCUGAAGGCCAGAGGGCCGAGAGGAGAGGCUGGGCAGCAUUACGGAAGUCAAAUGUCCCUGGAAAGCCUGUCCUUAUCGGGUUCCAGACCUGCGCUUAGUAGAGAGAAUAGUGGGGCCAGUCUGGGAAGCAGCAGUGGCAAAUCCAGCAGGACCAUUCCGAGAUUUGGUAUUCCUAAUUCAUCCAGCUCUCCUAUAGCUACCUGCCCGUCAUCCCCGAGUGGAGGAGGUAUUAGCAAACCUGGUCAAGCGAAAGCAGCUGUAAGUCCCAGAGCAUUAGGAGCGGCCAGCGGUAGUAAAGCGCGCUCACUGUCAGUCAACAACUCCAAGGGCCUGAGCUCCUCCACCAAAUCGUUGGCCACUCCCGUGACCAGAAAUACCAACGCCAACCUGCCGCCGUCGGGACGGACAUCGGCCACUCGAACCGCCGCCGCCGCCGUCAGCGGUAAGCCCGGGCGAGGGACCAUCAUGGGAACGAAGCAGGCCAUGAAGGCCGCCAACAGCCGCGUCAGCGAACUGGCGACGGGCAACCUGGCGGGCAAACACGUGAGGGGCUCCGGAGAUUCGGACAGCGGGAAUGACAGCGGCGUGAAUGUGAGUGAUGACAAAUCGCCCACGGCCAUGCUGCCCUCUCCGUACAGCAAAAUAACGGCACCCAGGCGGCCGCAGCGCUACAGCAGCGGCCACGGCAGCGACAACAGCAGUGUGUUGAGCGGGGAGCUGCCCCCGGCUAUGGGCCGCACGGCUCUGUUCUACCACAGCGGCGGCAGCAGCGGCUAUGAAAGCAUGAUCCGUGACAGCGAGGCCACGGGCAGCGCUUCGUCGGCCCACGAUUCCAUGAGCGAGAGCGGCAUGUCGUCUUCGGGCAGGACACGGAGCUGCAAGUAUCCAAAGAAGAGAGCAAACGGCUUCCAGAGGAGACGGCUCAUCCCGGCACCCCUGCCAGACUCCUCCUCGCUGGGGAAGAAGGUCGGCGCAGCCGGCCAGUGGGUGGACUUGCCUCCCAUGUCAGGGCCUCUAAAGGAGCCUUUUGAGAUCAAGGUGUAUGAGAUCGACGAUGUGGAGCGACUCCAGAGACGGCGUCUGGAAGAAACCACAGAGCAACCAUUCCAGGAUGUUGACACGGGCCUGCUGUAUUUUAACAGUAAGUUGAAGAUGUUGGAGAGAAGGCAGCAGCAAGUGAGAGAACUGAGUGCAAAGUACGAGGUGUUGUUGGAGGAGCUUGAUGACACCAAGGCCCGACUGAUGAUGGACCCCAGCAAGUGGAUGGGAGAGUUUGAAGUGGACCAGAAUUUGGAUAAAGAGUCUCCCGAGUACCUGGAGGCCUUGGCACAGGCCACAGAGGAACUGGAGUUCUGUGUCAAUCUAUGCAAGUCCCGUGUCAUGAUGGUGACCUGCUUUGACAUCAGCAUGCCGAAAUCUGGUACCCAGGAGGGACUGCGGGAAGUCGAAGUCUGACGGGGAAAGAAAGUCGAGGUGGAGAAAUGAGGAAGUGAGACAACAAGAAGGAUGAUUAAAUGUAGCGGAGGAGUCUAUAGAUAUCACUGGAGUGAGGAACAACAAGUGACGGAGAUGAGAUGUGAGAGGAUCUGUGCAUGAAAAAAAAAAAAAAAAGAGGAAGUCAGAACCACCCGACUACAGUGCCUCGUUGUUCAGGACGUGUUUUAAUGGCAGAGAAAUUAAACGUGAGCAGCAAUGCCGUGGCCAUCACUUACUCAAGAGUCAAUGAACAACACCUGGAAGUGCCUUUUGUAUUGUUUUGUUUUGAUUCAUCAUUUGUCCUACGGUGCGGGUAUCCUAAGCAUACCUUUGCGAACCCUGAAAAUCGUGCUUUUAAAAAAAAUAUUUUAUAUUGCAUUGUAUAGUGUAUUUAUACGAUUAUGUGGUGUGUACAAAUAUCCUUUAAAAGGGGAAAAAAGAAAGAAGAAAAAAGAAAAAGCAAUAAGCUAAUGUUAUUGCGCUCCCGGACUUUGCCUUUUUCGCUUUUUUCAGACCUCAGUCCGCGUUUUAUCCAUCGUUCAGCCUCUUGCGCCUUAUUUCAACUCUCUCCGGUUCUGUAGUUUUCUAGAUUUUCAAACUGGACUAUGUUAUCUCAUCAAGGACUGCAUUUGCUGUUGUCACUCGUCGCCUGCCAGCUGGCUUGUGAAAGCCAGCACGGCUGAGUGAAUGUUUUCCCCUCCCCUGUUGCCUUGAUCGAAAUGGGUCUCAGUGGAUGCACAAAGGUAGAGCGGCAUUUUUUUGUUGGGAGACGGAAGGCUCAUUCAAGCUGUCUCACUGUUUUUCUCACUGAAAAUGAGAGAUUACGCCAAAACAUAUCAAUCAGAGGGCCACUGUGAAGGAUAGUGGGGGAUUAUUCUUGAUUCUGCCACUCAGUCUGAUGCCUCAACACAGGAUGUGGUCAAGCGACCCUGAGAGACUGAACCCUCCCGGUUUCGAUAGCUUGUGAGAAUUGGAUGAUGACACUGAUAGCAGUUCUCAUCAAUGAGCCGAAUUUCUCCACCAAAUGGGCUGGGACUGGGUGCUAUCUAUACACAGUUGAACAAAGAGGAACAGAUAAAAGAGCACAAGUCUGCUGACCUCUUGAACAACACUUUUUCAAGUGCUACCAAGCCUCGGCUCUAUGCAUUCCAAUACAUUUACUGCAACUACUGUACGAACCUCGAUGCUGACGUGAGGGCAGCAACACAGUUUGGCCUCUUUCGUCCCCUGGUUUUAUUUUUUUUCAAUUUUCUUUUGUAGGCAAAUCAACAAAGCUCGCGCUCAGUAAUCGCUAGUUUCUUGUUAAAUGAUGCAUUGAAUAAUAUGAAAUGAUCGUGACAUGGUUUAGGAAAAUGAAUCAUGACAUCAGCUCUUUGUAGCUGCCGGAACGUGCUUGUUAUGAAUCAAACAACUGACGCAGAAAGAAAAAAGACGAUCAUUAAAAGCAUUUUUGAGUAAAACAAAAUGGCUUUGUUGUAUUUUAGUAUGUUUAAUUUCUAUAUCUGUUACAAAUGACUUUGUUUUCUUUCUUUUACUACGAUGUACUCUCUCAGGGCCUCUCUGAAGAUGCUGCAUGAGGUUUUUUAAUCAUUUUUGAAGAAUUAUUUCUACUCCAUUUUUACCAUUCUAAUUUUUUACAAUAACUUCAAUUUUUCACUUUCAAUGUGGGAUAAUGCUCAUCAAUGAAAUAACUUUUACCAAACCAAGACCUUUUUUCCAAGAAAUGAUUAUAUGUGAGGUCAUAUUUCAUAUCAAAACCCAUAUUUUCGGAUAUCUUUGUUUUUGUAUAGGAUUUUCAAACCCUGUGUAUAAAUGUACGAUACGGCAGCUUGUGUUUUACUUUUACAGUACCUGUGAAUAAAAUGUUUCUUCUUACUGAUGAA